This is a messenger RNA of Sinocyclocheilus anshuiensis, 772 nucleotides long. RefSeq names its product 39S ribosomal protein L35, mitochondrial-like. The transcript is spliced from 4 exons. NCBI's taxonomy places the organism in Eukaryota, Metazoa, Chordata, Actinopteri, Cypriniformes, Cyprinidae. The record is from RefSeq and is a predicted model, not a curated record. Gene Ontology annotation, cellular component: mitochondrion; ribosome. Gene Ontology annotation, molecular function: structural constituent of ribosome. Gene Ontology annotation, biological process: translation. The coding region runs from base 77 to 592 and encodes 171 amino acids.
CCCUUUUGCUGUUCUCUCCAGCGCGUUCGGUUUGUCCUAACCGGCCACUGUAGUCGAUACGUCAGUGGCGUUUAAGAUGGCGGCCACCUUGACAAGAGCUCUAUCAGGUUUGCUGAGGCCUCUGUCGGUUUUAGGCAGAGACUGUCUCAGACUCACACAGACACCGCGCUUCUCAACUCUAUGUCAGAGACAUGGCUCUAAACCACUGCCUGCUGUUCACACCGCUGCUCCCCUCCAACAGACCGGCCUGCUGAAGCGAGUAACUCCCCUCAUCCCUUCGUUGAUGCUCCAGCCGGUCAGGAACUUAACAUAUUACAGUCUGAGGAAAGGCAAGAGGAAGUCUGUGAAGUCGGUUGUUCAAAGGUUUCUCAGGCUACACUGUGGCCUGUGGGUGAGGAGAAAGGCUGGAUAUAAGAAAAAGCUGUGGAAGAAGUCAGCAGCCCGCAAGAAGCGCCUCCGAGAACAUGUAUUCUGUAAUAAAACUCAAUGUAAAUUAUUGGACAAAAUGACAACAUCCUAUUGGAAAAGAAGAAACUGGUACCUCAACGACCCGUACCAGAAAUACCAGGAUAGAGUGAACCUGAAGGUGUAAAACCCUCCUAACCUUACGCUGUUCAAGCAAAUAAAGACAUGAGACAUGAAGUGUGUAUGAAUUCACUAUUGGAAAACAUGUUGAGGAUUCAUGUGUAAAUGCUCCUGAAUAAAUUCUUUCAAUUGUUACAGUUUUAUAAAUGAUUGUUUCAAAGUCCACCUAUUGUUGGAGACACACGUU